Messenger RNA from Pogonomyrmex barbatus (red harvester ant), 3488 nucleotides. RefSeq names its product GTP-Rho-binding protein rhophilin (gene Rhp). Gene Ontology annotation, biological process: negative regulation of stress fiber assembly; signal transduction. The record is from RefSeq and is a predicted model, not a curated record. Gene Ontology annotation, molecular function: protein binding. NCBI's taxonomy places the organism in Eukaryota, Metazoa, Arthropoda, Insecta, Hymenoptera, Formicidae.
CUGCCUGCCCGCGAAGGAAAUUGCAUCUCCGCGAUCUUUAAGACGAGAGGACGAAACUAGAAAUUUAAAAUUUUGUCGCGAAAAAGAUCUUACGUGGUGUUGCUUGUUAAGUAAUAACAUUAACGUCAUCUCUGAGUAUCUGAAAUUUUAAUACAACGUUAAGUAGAGGAAAAUAGUCACGAGUGUGACUAUUUUAAUCGUGUGCUGCGUAUGCAAAACUGGAACUCGCGGCGGCAUCCGGCGGGGGACGGGGGACAUCAGAGUGCGAAAGUAAAAGAACCAAUCACAGUAUCGCGGGAAGGAAGCUUCAAUAGCAAGCGGGUAACUUUUCUUAGGAGGAUUCUUCAUUUUUUUCGAGUAAAAAUAAAAAAAAAAGGAAAAGAAAUAGAAAAAGGGAAAAAAUGGUCGGCCACUAAGAAAUCAUAUCCUUUCGAGAACAAUCUUAAUUUCGAUGAUACGAUCGCGAUCAUGCUAAAGUGGGUGCAUUACUGCCCGUUGCCGAGGGAUCGCGCGAUCGCUUCCUCGGAGGCGACGAUGAUCAUUCCAAGUGAGACAACGAGGGAUGAGAAGGGCGAAAAAAAGGCGAUCGACAGAAGAAUAGACGGCGUGGGCACGGUGCGAAGUGCGCGAAAUGCGAAAACCGCCACGCCCGACGCGAUCAUGAGGAGAUGCUUCCGGUUUGGGGGUUCGGAUCCGAGGGUAGCGACCUGCAGAGGAAAGCUGCAGAACAAGCGAAGUAAGCUCAACCAAGAGAUCAACAAGGAGCUGCGGCUACGAGCGGGCGCUGAAAAUCUCUUUAAGGCGACAACCAACAGAAAAUUGAAGGAGACCGUCGCCUUGGAGCUAAGUUUCGUCAACUCGAACUUGCAGCUAUUGAAAGAACAACUCGCCGAGUUGAACAGUUCGGUGGAGCUGUAUCAGAAUGUCGACGGUGACGAGCCCGUUAUGCCGAUGAUACCAUUGGGACUCAAAGAGACCAAAGACAUUGAUUUUCGAGAUCCGUUUAAGGACUUCAUUUUGGAACACUAUAGCGAGGAUGGCGAAAACUACGAAGAAGCUAUAGCUGAUUUGAUGGAAACCAGACAAGCGACGAGGACACCGACCAGAGAUUCAGCGGGCAUCGCGUUACUCUUGCGUUAUUACAAUCAGCUCUAUUUCAUAGAGAGGCGUUUCUUUCCUCCUGAUAGAAGCCUCGGCAUCUACUUCGAGUGGUUCGAUUCGUUAACGGGAGUGCCGAGUUGUCAGCGAACAGUUGCCUUCGAGAAGGCAUCUAUUCUCUUCAAUGCCGGUGCACUCUACACACAGUUAGCCGCCAAACAGGAUCGUUUAACUACUCGAGGACUCGAUCAAGCGAUAGACGCUUUUCUCAGAGCGGCCGGCACUUUCCGAUACAUCCACGAGAACUUCACAAAUGCACCGAGUAUGGAUCUAGGCCCAGACAUGCUGGAGAUGCUAGUGCAAUUGAUGCUUGCUCAGGCAAGAGAAUGUCUCUUCGAAAAGCUAGAGCUUCAAUCAAGAGACGGUAGAAACAUCGAUGUUUGCUUAGAUCUUGCUCAAGAAGCAGCUCAGGUUGCGGCGAUAUACAAUGACGUCCACGGAUUGAUAUCGCGCGAACCGGUUCGUGACUACGUCCCGGAGACGUGGAUCUCGUUGAUACUGGUGAAGCGCGAACAUCACCUUGCCCUUGCUCACAAACACAUCGCGGUCGGUCUGCUGGACAGACCGAUCACUGAAUUUCGCGUGGAAACGAGGCUCACGUUGGAGCACAUCCAAAAGAGCGAUGGAAAAACUCAAUUAGACGCGACCGUUCCCAGAGACGAUAACGAAAGAAAAUUAUUGGGCAAGGCACAUCUUAGAGAAGCUCUCGUUCUACAUGACGAGAGUCAACGACUUCAAAGAAUGUGCCGCGAUCUAAAGGGUAAACAAGCGCUGGCGAGGGUUUUGAAGAAAACGCAAGAAACGACACUCGACAGCUAUAAUAGAUUUGGUAAUGAGGAUGAUUUUCGAGAACUUUUGGAUCCACCGGAUAUUAUUGCCUCCACGAAAUUUCAACUUAGCAUCACUCAUCCGGACUUCGGACAGCACGGAGUGGAUGAUCUUUUUAAAUCAUUGGGACCUGUAGCGAUAUUUUCAGCCAAACGACACUGGACUGCGCCACGAUUGGUACAGCUUCAAAGAGGUCCUGACGGCGAAGGUUUCGGAUUUAGCGUGCGUGGUGAUGCUCCGGUGAUAAUAGCCGCCGUCGAUCAUAAUUCAUUAGCUGAUGUGGGCGGGAUGAAGGAAGGCGACUUCAUAGUUGGGAUUGGCGACAAAGACGUCAAGUGGGCGUCUCACGAGCAAGUCGUGCGGAUGAUAAAACAAUGCGGUGACUUUAUAAAUUUGAAAUUAGUCACUCCAAUGGACAGGAAUUAUUUAAAGAUUACGAUGGUCACGGAAGGACAGGAGAAGAAAUAUGACGAGUACAAAAGCACCCUGGAUGCGGACUCCUUGGAAACGGCCAGGCUGGAACUUCGCGAGGACGACAGCACGAGGGAACAGGCGCUGGAGCAGUUUCGCCAUUGGAUCGAGAAACAUCCCACGAUCAAAAGAUGCAGAACCGACUCGCUGUUCCUGCUGAGGUUUCUCAGGACGAAAAAGUUCAGUCUGCCGAUGGCGCAAGAGAUGUUGGAACGCUAUCUCACCAUCAGACAACUCUAUCCUGACUGGUUCCAGAAUCUCGAUAUCGACGACCCGGAAAUCAACGCCAUCAUCGACAGUGGCUACUUGGUACCGAUGUUAAAGCGGGAUAAGCAUGGUCGAAAAGUAAUAUUGUCGUGCGCAGGGCGUUUUGACCCCAAUAAAUUCUCGUCGAGAUUAAUGGCUCGGAUCCACAGUAUCGUGGUGGAGACCCUGAUGGACGAUGAGAAAAGUCAGGUCCACGGUUACACAUACAUCAACGACGAGGCAGGACUGACCAUGAGCCAUUUCAGCGCCUGGUCCUUCACGGAUAUUCGCAAUGUACUGAGGUGCAUACAGAAUAGCACGCCGAUGCGUCAUAAAGAGACGCACUUCAUAAAUGUUCCCGGAGCCGUGGCAAAGAUCUUUGAAUUUGGCACUUCGUUGCUAAACGAAAAGCUGAAAUCGCGACUCAUGAUGCACAAGGAUAUACAGCAAUUGUUAGAGAUGGUGGAUCCAAAGAUACUGCCGAAGGAAUACGGCGGAGAAGUUCCACUUUCAGAAAUGAUCGAGGAAUUUAAGAAGGAACUAAAGCAGAAGAAAGAUGAACUUAAGGCCCUUGAUGAUAUGUACAUCGAAGUAUCAGCGAAAGAUUAUCAGGAGGCUAAUGAUGAAUUUGGUGGAAUAUGCGGUUCGUUCCGAAAACUAGAAGUCGACUAAAAACAAUCUAUCUCUAUUACGAUCUUACGAUCCUGUGUUAUCAGCACCUCACUUAACAAUUAUUUCUUUAUUAUGUGAUUACGUCGUAUGAAUAGUUUUACCAAAAAAAAAAA